AUGCAACCAUCUUCAACAACAAGCGAAACAGGGUCUUUGCCUUCUACUAGUAGUAGUGAUUCAGGUGGUGUGGUUGCCAGCUCGUCCUUCCUCCAAUUCAAUCAUCAUCAUCAUCAUCGCCACAUUACUCCAACGUCAUCGCCAUCCACAAUACAAUCCCAGCAAGGGGAAGCUUUGUUUUGCGUUGCUUCUCCAUUACCAACUCACAGAACUCACACUGGAUCUCCUAACACACUACUCAGCAAUGAAACCACCUCCAUUCGCAAUAGUACCACCGCUUCGGCCAGCCGAAUCAACACUGAUGGUGAUAGAGUAUCAUCCUCUCUCCUAACUCCCCUUCAAACUGAUUGCAACGGUAACAAAAGUGGGUUCUCUUCUUCCCCCUCACCUCUUUGUAAUAACAACAACAAAACCUAUUUCUCUUCAUCAUCACCAGCUUCUAUCACCGCCUCUUCCACAUCGACGGUAGAUGUACUUUCUCUUCCCAACUACUCGCUAAACGAAAGCGUUGGUGCCUUUAAAGAUCUCAAUCCAAACAAUGACUGGAAAGACAUUCGAGAUAUUCUCUCUGGUGAUGAUGAAUUUUGUAUGCUGGCUCUCUCGCCAGACUUUAUUUCCACAGAGCAGCACAAAAAGGAAGCAACCUUGUUCAACAAGCAAAGCGAAAGAGCAUUUAAAUACAUGAUUAGAUCCUUCUUCCAAAAUCGCUCUUUCAAGAUUGCGAUGGAGCAUAUGGAAAGGUUAAUCAAUCCAAAGAACGUCAUUUCUCAAACUUCUAGCUCUACAGAGAGCGAUACGUCCAGGUCAGAUCACAUCUCUGCGAACGCUUUCUUUCUAUUUUUCAAGUUCUAUGUGAGAGUGUUGUUUUUACAGCACCGCAUUGAGAAUCCAGACUUUUAUUUGAACUCUGACGAGUUUAUGAGACAUUCCAUCAACGACCUGACCACUGCAAUAGAUGUUUAUGAAAAUGGUGAGAUGACCCAGCAUAACUCUCUUUCCACUAAUAAUUUCAACCUUUUUGGCCUUUGUCAUCAAGUUGCUUGUGGAACCAGUACUCAACCAAGCAAGACUGAUGAUGUCACUCCAGCACAAAAGAGAAAACUCUCUCAAUUUCUGAGCUUAGAUUCUGAAGAAUAUUCUCCCCUGUUGGAGACAGUAGAUUGUGAGGAAAUCAAAACGAAGAGAAGAAAGUUCAACAUGGCCGUUUUAUCUUCAAUGAGUGUUGACAAGAGUCAAAAAGAAAUUAAAGAGCUUUUCCACCCUUGUUUGAGAAGAUUCUACGAACAAGUGAAAGAGAAGCUUUCCGUAUUUAGAGACUACAUGAAAAGAGAGAAAGCCCAAGAAAGGACGUCCAUGGAUGACGCUAUUCUGGGAACUGAGCUGGUUUGUAAAUAUAGAGCCAAAGAGUCAUAUGCCCACUUUUUAGAAUCUGUACAAAAGAAUCCAUACAACUAUCACGCUUAUUUCCAACUGCUAGAAGUAUUCAGAUUAAUGGACAAGAACAUUGAGACGAUGAAAUGGCUUAGAAUAGGUAUUGUCAGAUGUGAUGAAGAGCUACAAAACUUGAGAACUUUGCUUGAGCUCGCAGAGUCCUCUUUGAUGAGCAUGAAGAGCUAUCCAAGAGGUAUUGAACUGAUCUCUACAUUAGAAACCCUUAUCAAAAAGACUGAGGCAGUUAGAGAGGUAUUUUUUGGAUGUCUCCAUCACUUUACUCAUAACACAAGCCCGAAUGAUCAUUUCUUUAGUGCCACUGACAAGGACCCUCAAUGUUUUUAUGGCCACUAUUUUAUUGGCAUGCUAACUGGAUUCAACAAACUUGUACCUAGAAAUCAUACGGCACCCAUUCAUUUCUUGGAUGUUUCACUAGUGUCCAUCAAAGAAUCUCACGCAUUUGGAUUUAGAGGUAUAAUACCCACCAUCUAUCCAGAAUCUGUUGAUGCCGAAAUGACAUAUGGAAACUCUAUGUUACAACCAUUUGUAUAUUAUAUGAUUGGCCUAUUGAAAUGGAGAGCAAACGACGUGAAGUCAACUAUGGCUAACUUCAAUAAGGCUCUCGAAUGUAACGAAAAUCUAAUCCUAAUUUAUCUUAAUCGAGUAACACUAUUCCAACAAACCAAACACUACGACAGGGCUUUCAAAGAUAACCAAAAACUUUUGCGGAUAAUAAUGAAACACUCUCCUGUGAAGGAGAUUCGAUCAGAGUUGUCCAUGGCAUAUCUCAAUCAAGGGCUUUUGUUGUUAGAUAUGAAGGAAAAAAAUAUUGAUCUAGUUGUGGGUUGUUUGGAGAAAUCUUUCACCAUUUGCCCAAUGAACAUUUGCGCUUUAGAUUGGCUAUGUGGUAUUCAAACGAAUAGACGAAAUAUCACACUAGAAAAAUACGAAGAAUAUGCUGAACAAGUGUAUAAAUAUAUGGAGCGGCUUGAAAGAGAUGACAUGCUACGAUUUUGCAAACUCCAAGUUCACAUGUAUAGACUUUUUCAUAGCGAAAAGGUCACCAAAUGGAGCAAAUUACUGACAAGUUUUGGAAACUCGAAUAUGCGAACACAUUAA
Naegleria fowleri is the source of this 2550-nucleotide messenger RNA. RefSeq lists its product as uncharacterized. The transcript has a single exon. Gene Ontology annotation, molecular function: protein binding. Lineage: Eukaryota; Heterolobosea; Eutetramitea; Acrasida; Naegleriidae. The record is from RefSeq and is a predicted model, not a curated record. Bases 1 to 2550 code for a protein of 849 amino acids.